GUUCCAGCAGCUUCCAGCAGAGUCCGCCGAGGACCGGGGACCUUCGCUCCGAUGCGCAUGCAGGUCACAACCGCCCCGUUCGGACUUUGAACCCGUCACGCCCGGAAGGGAGUAUUUGUCGGAAGGAAGCCGCACUUUCUCACAAAGCAGCCCGCGGGUCUUCGCUCUCUCCUCGUCCCUUUUCCACGGCAAACGAGCAACAGGUUUAGCGGCGCGGCGGCGAAGAAGCAUGCCGAGUAAAAGUCAGUCCCUGCGGCCCCGGCUCUGCGCGCUGGAGAAGGGCGACAACGGCUACGGCUUCCACCUCCACGGCGAGAAGGGGAAGACCGGCCAGUUCAUCCGGCUGGUGGAGCCCGACAGCCCGGCGGAGGUGUCGGGGCUCCUCGCCGGGGACCGGCUGGUGUUCGUCAACGGGGACGACGUGGAGAAUGAGAGCCACCAGCAGGUCGUCAGCCGGAUACGAGCCGCCUCUGGCCGCCUGGAGCUGGUGGUGGUGGACCCGGACACCGAGACGCUGCUGAGGAAGCACAACGUCAAGUGUCUGAAGGAGUACGUGGACGACGGGCUGCCCUUCCCGCUCCGCUACGAGGAGGACGACGCGGAGGAAGAGCGGCCGCGGGAGAAGGAGGUCGACGGGACGGACGACGGCGACGAGCGGCGCGACGCGGAGGUCCAGGCGGAGGAGCGAGACGGAGGGUCCGGGCACAGCACGCCGGUGCCGGACAGCAACGGAGGGAUUCACGGGGACGCCGAGAGGAAGCUGAGCGUCAAUUCAUACAAGGAGCCGAGUCCCGAGCGGCGGCCACGUCUCUGCGUGAUCCGGCGGGAGGCCGGCGGCUACGGCUUCAACCUGCACAGUGAGCGGGCGCGGCCGGGCCAGUACAUCCGGGCCGUGGACGAGGACUCCCCCGCCGAGAAGGCAGGCCUGCUGCCCAAAGACAGGAUAGUCCAGGUGAACGGCGUGCUGGUGGAGGCCAAGACACACUCCGAGGUGGUGGCAACCAUUAAAGCCGGCGGGGACGAGACCCGCCUGCUGGUGGUGGACCCCGAGACAGACGCCUUCUUCAAGAGGUGCCGGGUGACCCCCACUACGGCCCACCUGAGCGGUGUGCUACCUGAGCCUGAUGUGAACGGAGGCAUGGAGGACAAGGUGAACGGGGGCGGGGCCGAGAGAGACUCCAAGCCGUCGGUCAGCCCUUCUCCAUCCAACGCCUCGUCCAACGCCUCCAUCACCUCGCCCAGCAGCAGCACUCCCCCCGAGGGCGUGGCUUCAGGGGCCAUCCCCGCCCUGACCAUGAGUCUGCAGCAGGUCAAGGAGCUGGCCCACCAGAAGCGCUCCAACAAGAGAGCGCCCCCUAUGGACUGGACCAAGAAAAACGAACUCUUCAGCAACCUCUAGAAGCUUCCGGCACCAAACCCUUUUUUAUGGCGGUGAUUGGCAGCGCGAUCAGAGAGGAGACUUUUCAGGAGAAAUUAUGUUUUUAACUUUCUACUAACAGGACAUGUACACACUGACAAUCAUGCUGGACUAAUUAUCUCACUAUUAUUGUUAUUAUUAUUA
Molecule: messenger RNA, 1561 nt
Organism: Nerophis lumbriciformis (worm pipefish)
Lineage: Eukaryota; Metazoa; Chordata; Actinopteri; Syngnathiformes; Syngnathidae
Gene: nherf1b
Product: NHERF family PDZ scaffold protein 1b
Biological process (GO): protein localization to plasma membrane
Cellular component (GO): apical plasma membrane
Molecular function (GO): signaling receptor binding; protein-membrane adaptor activity
Source: RefSeq, a predicted model, not a curated record